UUUUAAUUACUACAACUGACUUUAAUCCUCUUUUGCUGAGAUCUUAAGAAAUCAAAACUAGAAUUUAAAUUAAUUGACUUUCUUCAACAAGAAAAAUAUACUUUCAUGCCAGGUUUAAUAAAACAGUUUUCAUAGAAAUAUUGUUUAGUGCAAAUCAUUUAUUUCUCAUUGGCUCAAGUUAUAAAAUAUAGAUGUGAACCAUUACCCUAAUUUUUUUAAUUGGAUGAGCGAAACCCUUUUUUAAGUGUAUGUUUGUGUGUGUGUGUAUAUGUGUGCGCGCUCACCACUCAAAUAACGCGCCGACAGGAAGUUUCUAUGUAUUCUGGUUUCAGGUGUAUCACAGCUGCACCGGGCAACGCCGGUGUUGUACCGAAAUCCGACCCCCCGUGAAAAUCUUACCCGCUCGCGUGCACGCGCCUCUCACAUUAAUACGCAGUGCAGACGCAUUUCGUCCGGCUUUUCUUCGGUUUUUUACAGAAUAUUUUUCGAUGUUCCACACAUCAAGCACAGGGUUAAGAAUAAAGCUGCCACCUGCCAAAAUAAAGGUGUUAAAUUCAGAUUGCAUUGACUAUUCUGCUGCAUUAACAUCCAAGUCGUAUUUGAUGUUGUCAUUUCUUAUUAGUUCACUACGUGACUUGAGUAAACACUGUAUUAGCCUACUCUGCCCAUUGAACUUGCAUACGAAUGUCAUAAAGAAUAAUAAUAAUUAAUCGCAUUUGUUUCUAAAUUGACGCUAUUUUUGAUCUGCUCACGUGUUCAAGUCAAGUCACCUUUAUUUAUAUACCGCCUUUAACAAUACAGAAUUGUGACAAGGCGGCUGUACAGUAUUAAAUAGGAAACAGUACAUCAACAAUGCCAAAGGCAACAGUAAACACUCAAUUUUUAGGUAAAGGUAGUUCAUCAAAAACAAUAAAAUAAAAUGCAACAUUGUGUUAAGAGAAAGUGUCCCCAACUAAGCAAGCCAGAGGCGACAGCGGCAAGGAACCAAAACUCCAUCGGUGACAAAUGGAGAUAAUAUGGUGUUCAGACAAAUGGUGUUCUGAUAAUAAUAGCUGUGUAACACUAUACAUUAUUUGGACAGUAAAAAAAACAGUUAAAUCUGAUGCUUUUGCAUAGAACUUAAUAAAAAUAAUAUAUUGAGAUUUGAUAGUAAUAUAUUUUCUGUCAGUUUUUUUACUUUCAAUAAAAGUGAAAAAUGAAACUAAAUUAUUGGCUUGUAUUUUGUACACUUUUUAAAACCGAGUUUUAGGCCUAACAAUUACACUGUUAUGAUAGCAAUGCCGGGGCGCCAGUAGUAGUGACGUAGUUUUUAAUGUUCGUGGCCAUGAUUAAAAUGAUUCAGACUGAUUCAAUCUGACUGAUUUGACACAAAAGUGUCGUCUAAAAUAUUCACGAUAUGUAAUCACCUGCUGUUGAAUCGUGUGGCUGAUCUCGGAUCCGCUCUGAUAGGGAAAGUGGAAGUGAAGAAAACGAAAGUGAUUUCUGACUCUCAGACACUUUGCUUUCGUUACCGAGCGGACCGUGUUCCGUUCAGAGAAGUUCGUGUGAAUGGAUGUGAAUCGGUCACCGGGAGGGGAGAGUUCGGGCCUCGUUCAAGCGUCUGUCGCUCUGUUCGUCGUCUUCUGUUCGUUCGGGAUCCUCAGAGCCGCUGCGGCCGGCAUCUCCAGCAGGGGCCGAUGGGAAGCCGUUAAUCGGUAACGUCGCUCGGCUGGGUGUUUCUCUCAGUGACCUGAGGAGGGCGCCGGCGUGCAGCGGCCCGUUACCCGCCCUGAAACCCACCGACAGCCACACGGUCAUGAUCAGGACUGACCUGUUACAGUCCGGUGGUGUUCCAGAGCCGUAUCCGUCUCCAGAUGAGCUGCGGGACUGCUGGGACGACGCGCAUGUGAAAAUGCCCUUCUCCAAACACAGCCUGUUCCCCAUGGAGCGUACGACUCUCCAGAGCCGAUGGGAUUUGAUCAAUAAAGCGCUGAGUGUCCCGUUCAGCUCCUCUCAUGAUGUGAAGGAUGCCAUAUUGACAUAUAAUGCGGGCCAAGCGAAGAGAUGGAACUUCACGGCACUGCAUAUGUACUGUAAGAGUCUGCAGGCGUCUGAAUCUCAGAAGAUGUUUGUAGAGCUGCUUCCAGCCAUGGCACAGCUGGCACUGAGAGCACCGAAACUCCUCACGCAGCCGAUUCCGCUGUUGAGGACGCAGCGCUGUGGCUCCAUCACGCUGUCUCAGGAGCAGGUCUCGUGUCUGCUAGCAAACGCUUUCUUCUGCACGUUUCCUCGACGGAACUCUCGGAGAACGGAGUUCAGCAACUAUCCUGACAUCAACUUCAGCAGGUUGUUUGAAGGUUCGUCUCAGAGAAAACAGGAGAAACUCAAAACCCUUCUGUGGUACUUUAAACGGAUCACGCAGCGGAGGCCCAACGGUCUCAUAACGUACACCAGACAGUGUCUGCAGAGUUUGCCCUCGUGGUCGAGUUCAGAAAAGCAGUUCAGCAAGCUUCACAUCAGCUGUGAUGGAACCAUAGAGGACCAGGGCUACGGCAUGCUGCAGGUGGACUUUGCCAACCGGUUUGUUGGGGGGGGAGUUACCGGUUCCGGUCUGGUUCAGGAGGAAAUCCGUUUUCUGAUUAACCCGGAACUCAUCGCAGCUCGGCUCUUCACUGAAGCGCUGGACGAUAACGAGUGUCUGAUCAUCACAGGGACGGAGCAGUUCAGCAGAUACUCGGGAUACUCGGACACCUACCGAUGGGACGGUAACCACAACGACCAGACGCUGAGGGACGAGUGGCAGCGCAAAUGCACAGAGAUCGUCGCCAUUGACGCCCUGCAUUACAGAAAUUUCCUGGACCAGUUUCACCCUGAAAACAUGAAGAGAGAACUCAACAAGGCCUACUGUGGGUUUGUUCGUCCUGGAGUCCAGACGGAGAAUCUGUCCGCCGUCGCGACGGGUAACUGGGGCUGCGGAGCCUUCGGUGGAGACAAACGUCUGAAAGCUGUGCUGCAGAUGAUGGCGGCGGCGGAGGCGGAGCGCGAUCUGAUGUACUUCACGUUUAUUGACACAGAUCUGCUCACAGACGUCCACCACAUACACACACUGAUCACACAGUCUCACGCCACCGUAGGAUACGUGUUCGGGUUGUUGCGGCAGUAUUAUGAGCGUGUGUGUAAGGAAACUACAAGAGGCAAACCUCAAGAAACUCUUUACGGCUUCCUCGUCGGCUGUUUUCUGUAUUCGGACGUCACUGUCUGUGCCUCAAUAAAGCCGUUUUAAAUGGUUGUCAGCCGUUUG
Messenger RNA from Labeo rohita (rohu), 3280 nucleotides. RefSeq names its product poly(ADP-ribose) glycohydrolase. Gene Ontology annotation, molecular function: poly(ADP-ribose) glycohydrolase activity. Gene Ontology annotation, cellular component: nucleus; cytoplasm. The record is from RefSeq and is a predicted model, not a curated record. The coding region runs from base 1796 to 3262 and encodes 488 amino acids. Lineage: Eukaryota; Metazoa; Chordata; Actinopteri; Cypriniformes; Cyprinidae. The transcript is spliced from 16 exons. Gene Ontology annotation, biological process: carbohydrate metabolic process; nucleotide-sugar metabolic process; ATP generation from poly-ADP-D-ribose.